UGCGCUGGUGUACCGGGUCCAUUUGAAAUGGAAAACACUUUGCAUGCAUUUCUGAUGCUUUUCGUGGAGUGGGUCCUGCACAGGGGCGGACUGACAACUCAUGGGGCCCCCGGGCAAUAGGGGAUCAUGGGGCCCGUGUGUCCUUGCCCAAACUCAAAAAAGCCUAUGAAAAAAGGUACCAGGGGCAUCUCAUGGGGCCCCCUACUGACCCCGGGGCCCCGUGCCCGAGUUUUCAAA
This is a messenger RNA of Staurois parvus, 237 nucleotides long. The record is from the annotation of a GenBank genome assembly. Lineage: Eukaryota; Metazoa; Chordata; Amphibia; Anura; Ranidae.